AUGGAUGGCGGCAAGCUAGCGUCCGCUAUUUCCAUGGAAUCGCUCAAUUCCGUCAGUACUGAGUCGUGUUCGCAAGUUCGUACGCUGUUCGUGUCCGGUCUGCCAAUGGAUGCGAAACCUCGCGAACUAUACCUACUAUUCCGUGCCUACCGUGGUUACGAGAGUUCAUUGCUCAAAAUGACGGCGAAAAACGGUAAGCCCACAUCGCCGGUGGGCUUCGUGACGUUCCAGACCAGCAAGGAUGCGGACGAUGCUCGUAAAGCCUUACAAGGAGUACGUUUCGAUCCGGACUGUGCGCAGGUACUACGUCUUGAACUCGCCAAAUCGAAUACAAAGGUCAGUCGGCCGAAACAAUCACCUCCGCCCGUUAUUCCUAUUGCGGCACCCUCCCUACAGACGAUGCCUCAAUUCUUGGCACCGCUCCAACCCGCCGAAGCUAUCGUUCUUGAUCAACAUCCGCUACUUCUCGACCAGCAUCAACUGCUUUCACUCAGUCUUCCUCGAUUCCCUGCUACUGCUCAAUCUCUGCCUUUUGCCGGUAUUCUGCAGUCUGAUGGUGCAUAUCACCAGAACGCUGCAAUAUUUCAGGCCGCGCUGGGACUUGGAGCGCAGAAUCCUGCGCUUCAGGGCUGUUCCACAUUGUUUGUUGCGAAUUUGAGUCCCGGUGUAACCGAAGACGAAUUGCGGUCUGUAUUCAAGGCUUUUGCUGGCUUCACAAGACUUCGAAUGCAUACGAAGAACGGCUCCUCUGUGGCUUUCAUCGAAUACUCGUCGCUAGCUUCAGCGACGAGUGCGAUGAUGGCACUACAAGGCUUCCAGUUGGGUUCUUCUGAACGUGGUGGUUUACGGAUCGAGUACGCUCGUAAUAAGAUGGCUGAUGUGAACGGCUGA
Necator americanus (New World hookworm) is the source of this 891-nucleotide messenger RNA. RefSeq lists its product as uncharacterized. The coding region runs from base 1 to 891 and encodes 296 amino acids. The transcript has a single exon. Gene Ontology annotation, molecular function: RNA binding. The record is from RefSeq and is a predicted model, not a curated record. Lineage: Eukaryota; Metazoa; Nematoda; Chromadorea; Rhabditida; Ancylostomatidae.